GUGUAAAAAAAAAAAAGAGAAAAAACUCGCUUGACUGCUUGACCUGCUGACCGCGGGCAGUAAUACUCUCUUUCAGUCCUCAAUCGCGUUUCCUCUCUCUUAUUGUCAUUUCUAGCAAUGCCCGACCCUGACUCGAAACCCGACCCGGAAAACCAACACCCCGACAAUGCCUAUGAAUUCGACGAAGACGAAGAUGACGAUGGCGACGAAGACGACGACGUUGAAGAAGAUGAAGAAGACGCUGAAGGCGACGACGUCUCGUUCGAACCCGCCACGCCCCGAGCGGUGAAGCUGAAAAUGGACGCUCUAGUCAGACGUAUGUUAAUUGGACCCGUUUCAAUCCACGUCCACGAUGUGAUCAUCAAGGGGAACACGAAGACCAAAGGUUACAUAAUCGAAGCCGAAGCGUCAGAAGCUUUGAAGAAAGCCACCACGAUGCAGGAGCUGUUGCGAGCAUCGAACGCGGUCAAUUCACGGCUGAAAUCGCUCGGACUAUUUGAUUCCGUUAUGAUCACGCUCGAUUCAGGCCCGCCGGAGAUCCCUGGAAGCGCCAAUGUCAUUAUUGAGGUUCAGGAAGCUGGGAAUCGGUUUUCGGGAGAGAUUGGAGCUUAUACAAAAGCUGAGGCUAAAUCUUCAUCAGUGGAAGGAUCAAUCAAGUACAAGAAUUUGUUAGGGUAUGGGGAUCUGUGGGAUGGUUCAAUUGCAUAUGGUUUUGACCACUCAGCGGAGGUAAGUGCUGGUGUAUAUUUGCCCAGAUUGAAAGCAUUGGUAGCUCCUAUGACUGCUCGUGCAUACUUGUUGACCCAAGAUUGGCUGAACUUUUCUUCUUACAAAGAGCGAUCCAUUGGACUUUCUCUUGGCUUAUUUUCGAAUAGAUAUCAUAACUUGGACUACCAUCUUGCAUUGCGUAACUUAGCAGAUCCAUCUCAAAUGUCAAGCUCAUCCGUAAGGAGGCAGCUUCGACAUAACUUACUUUCAUCUUUGAAGUACACGUUGAAAAUUGACAGGAGAAAUUCUCUCGUGAGGCCAACUCGAGGAUAUGCUUUUGUUUCUAAAACUCAGAUUGGUGGCCUUGCACCUGAUAGUCAUAGUUUACGAUUCUUGCGCCAGGAGUUCGAUCUUCAAUGUGCUAUUCCUCUUGGAUUUUAUCAUGCAGCACUUAAUUUUGGGAUUUCUAGUGGUGUUAUAUUUCCUUGGGGGAAUGGGUUCUUGAACAUGACAACAUCCCCAUCAGAAAGAUUCUUCUUAGGUGGCAAUCUAUCUCCAGUUUGUGCUUUAGGAGGUCCAAAAGCAUUAUGGGGAUUUAAGACAAGGGGAUUGGGCUCCUGUGAGCCUCUAAGGCAAAUCAAUGAUGAGAAUGCUGAUGCUGCUGGGAAGGAUUUUCAUGGAGGAGACCUUGCUGUUACUGCUCUGGCUGACCUUUCUUUUGAUCUUCCAUCUAGGUGGUUUAGAGAAAGGGGAAUCCAUGCACAUAUCUUUGCAUGUGCUGGAAAUGUUGCAAAGUUAACAGCGAUUGAGUACCAAAGUUUCUUGGUUCGGAAGUUCAUAGAGUCAUUCAGAAGUUCUGUUGGAGUUGGCAUUGUCAUCCCUACAAGUCUAUUUCGCAUGGAGCUUAAUUACUGCUACAUACUGAAGAAGUUUGAUCAGGACCAUGCAAAGGCUGGCUUUUGGCUAACCUUCUCUCGCCCAUCAUAGAAUGUUGAAUUCUUUGACAAUGUUUGGCAUCUAGCAACAUUGGCAUGACAUUGAAACCUGUCGUUUCAAGCAAUCGAGUAUUUUGGAUACCUUGGCAGUUCUUUUCAUCAGUGUUGAUAUGGCUCUUUUCACCUAAAAAAUAGUGGGAAAAUAAUUGGAUUUCCAUUAUGUUUAUGGUGACAGUACACAAUGCUUUUUUUUUUCGAAAGAAUAUCACUCACAAUUAUUGCAAUACCUUUUGUAGUCGGUAUUAAAUGACCAAAAUCUGUCGUUUAACAGUGGAUACAA
Durio zibethinus is the source of this 1983-nucleotide messenger RNA. RefSeq lists its product as uncharacterized. Lineage: Eukaryota; Viridiplantae; Streptophyta; Magnoliopsida; Malvales; Malvaceae. Gene Ontology annotation, cellular component: outer membrane. The record is from RefSeq and is a predicted model, not a curated record.